AUGGGAUCCAAACGAGUGCAUCCAGCCUCUUCAAAGGCAGCAUUACCCUUCAAGACCGGUAAUAAAUUCAAGAGACAAGAUCUUCAUAUCAAACAGAAGAAGGCUCGCGAUAACGAUCGCAGAGACAUACGCUUCAAACGAAAGAGGGAAGAAGAUAAAGAUCCAGAGCUGAGAAGACAGCGAUUAGCAAAGCACAUUCCACAUACAAUUGAUAAUAAGCGUGUUUGGGACGAAGUAUCAGGUGAUGGAAAUGACCUCGGCAUCAGUGUGGAUGUCGAGCAAUUGAAGAGAAGGCGCAUAGAAGAGGCCGAGGCCGCAGAGCAAGAACCUCUGGACGAAGCACCCGAGGAAAAGGAUGACGAUGUCGACAGUAUGUUGGAUUCGGAUUCGGAGAAAGGCUCGGAUGAUGAGGAUGACGAAGAAUCCCAAAGUCGACCCCGAGCAGUGAGCAAUGCGCCUUCAACGACCAGCACAAACCUCGACCUCACACCAUCUUCCCUAUCUCUCAAAUUUCCUACACUCUUCACGGACGAACCUCCGCCAGCCCCAAAAAUUCUUCUCACAACCUCCUUGAACUCUACACUGCAUGCAGAAGCUCAUUUGUUAUGUACUCUCUUUCCAAACAGUAACUAUGUUCCUCGCUCAGCCCACAGAUACGGACACAAAUAUUCCCUUAGAGAAAUCUGCAAGUUUGCUGCGAAUCGCGAAUACACGUCCGUCGUUAUGCUUAAAGAGGAUGCCAAGGUUCCUACAGGUUUGACCAUCGUACAUCUACCAUCUGGUCCUACAUGUCAUUUCUCGAUCAAGAAUUGGGUUGAAGGGAAGAAAUUGCCCGGUCAUGGUAAUCCAACAAAUCACUACCCAGAACUUAUUUUGAACAACUUCCGCACACCUUUGGGAUUGUUGACUGCAAGAUUAUUCUUGACGCUAUUUCCACCACAGCCAGAGUUACAGGGUAGGCAAGUGGUUACGUUGCAUAAUCAGCGUGAUUAUAUAUUCGUGCGAAGACAUCGAUAUGUAUUCAGAGAUAAGCGCGAAACAGAAAAGAGCGUAGUAGGACCGGAUGGAAAGAUUGUGGAAGGUGUAGAAGGCAUCAGGGCUGGAUUGCAGGAGCUAGGGCCAAGAUUUACGUUGAAGUUGAGAAGAGUUGACAAGGGAAUUGGUAGAGCAGGGAGUGAAGGCGAUGAUGCAAUUCAAUGGCAAUGGAAGGCUGGAAUGGAAAAGGAAAGAACAAGAUUCAAUCUUUAG
This is a messenger RNA of Sclerotinia borealis F-4128, 1248 nucleotides long. The record is from the annotation of a GenBank genome assembly. Lineage: Eukaryota; Fungi; Ascomycota; Leotiomycetes; Helotiales; Sclerotiniaceae.